Thamnophis elegans (Western terrestrial garter snake) is the source of this 1922-nucleotide messenger RNA. Its product is annotated as cytochrome P450 2F3-like. Gene Ontology annotation, biological process: xenobiotic metabolic process. Lineage: Eukaryota; Metazoa; Chordata; Lepidosauria; Squamata; Natricidae. Gene Ontology annotation, cellular component: intracellular membrane-bounded organelle; cytoplasm. Gene Ontology annotation, molecular function: oxygen binding; heme binding; iron ion binding. The record is from RefSeq and is a predicted model, not a curated record.
UAAUUUCAGCCUUGGGUGUGCCUGGUCAAGCUCCAAGGCAGCGGGCACGGAAUCGUCUCGGAUGCUGCCGGAUUCCACAAGCAGGGAAAGGAAAAGUGCCAAGGCUUUCCUGGAAAACCAGCCACUUCUUUAAAGGGGGACUUUGGAAAGAAUCACGAGGAUCCCCAGUGGAAUUGGCCUCCUUCAGCCCAGCACCACCCAGCUGACAUCGGCCGAGCCUCAGGCUGUGGCCCAACUUCUGGUGGGACUGGCGCAAGCGGGCACUUUGGAGCCCUGACCGUAUAUAUUCUGCCUGGUUGGCCUCAGCCUUGGCAGCCCCAGCUGGACUCGCAGCAGCCAUGGAGAUCCCGGCCGUCACUCGGACGGACUUGGGGGGCCCCUUCAGCAUCCUGCUGGCCAUGGCCGCCUCGUGCCUCCUCUUCCGCCACUUCGCAGCCAAGAAGAGGUUCGCCGGCCUCCCACCGGGCCCUCCCCCUCUCCCCUUCUUCGGCAACAUGCUCCAGGUGGACGUGAAGGAGCUGAUCCCUUCCCUCAGGGAACUCAGCAAGACCUAUGGGCCCAUGUACACCUUCCACCUGGGCUCCCGCCUGCGUGUCCUUUCGGGCUACCAGGUGCUGAAGGAGGCCCUGAUCGACAAAGCCGAGGAGUUCAGUGGCCGGGGGGACUUUCCUGCGGUCCAGAUGUGGAGCAAAGGAAACGGCAUCGUGUACGGGACAGGGGAGCGCUGGAGGCAGCUGCGCAGGUUUGCCAGGACCCUGAAGAAUUUCGGGAUGGGGAAGCGGUCCAUGGAGCAGCGGAUCAAGGAGGAGGCCCAGUUCCUGGUGUCCGAGUUCCGCAAAACCCAAGGGCGGCCCUUUGACCCAACCUUCUUCCUAAGCUGCGCCGGCUCCAACAUCAUCUGCUCGCUGGUCUUUGGAGAACGGUUCGAAUACACGGACGAGGCCUUCCUCACCUUGCUUGACUUGAUCAACAGCAACUGGAAGCUCAUGAGCUCCACCUGGGGACAGCUGCUCUUCGUCUUCCCAAACGUCAUGCGGUGUCUCCCAGGGCCCCACCAGAGAAUCUACGCCAAUUACCUGAAGCUGGCAAAGUUUGUGGGCAAACGGCUGGAGAGGAACAGGCAGACCCUGGACCCCAACUGCCCCAGGGAUUUCAUCGACUGCUUCCUCAUCAAAAUCCAGCAGGAAAAGGGCAACGCCAGUUCUCACUUCACCGAGGAGACGAUGUCCAAGACCACCGUCAACCUCUUCUUCGCCGGCACCGAGACGGUCAGCUCCACCCUGCGCUAUGGGCUGCUCAUCCUCCUGAGGCACCCUGAGGUGGAAGAGAAGCUGCAUGAAGAGAUCGACCAAGUCAUUGGGGGCAACCGUGCCCCCUGCAUGGACGACCGGAGUCAGAUGCCCUACACGGACGCGGUCAUCCACGAGAUCCAGCGCUACGCCGACAUCGUCCCUAUGGGGGUGCCCCACACAGUCACAAGGGACAUCGAAUUCCGGGGAUACAGACUCCCCAAGGGCCUCAACGUCAUCCCCUUGCUCUGCACCUCCCAGUUUGACCCCACGCAGUUCAAGAACCCCCAGGCCUUCGACCCGACCCACUUCCUGGACGAGAGCGGGGGGUUCAGGAGGAGGGAGGCCUUCAUGGCUUUCUCAGCAGGCAAGCGGGUGUGCCUGGGCGAAGGCCUGGCCAACAUGGAGCUCUUCCUCUUCCUCACCACCAUCUUGCAGAACUUCCGGCUGAAAGCGCUGACGGACCCGGCAGCCAUCGACAUCUCCCCCGAGUCCACCGGCCUGGGCAAUCCCCGGCCCUACCAGCUCUGCCUCCUCCCCCAAUGAAGGGCUGCCUCCCCUGGGGGGCCCAGCUGCUGUGGGCUGCUCACCUCCCAGAUGCCCCAGUUGCCCAACUGGCAGAGGGAGAAGCCG